AUGGCACCGUUUUCUUUCAUCGCAUCAGCUAUCCUUUCCCUCGCCAGUGCUUUCACAAUACGAACCAACCCCGAACGCCUCUCCAACGACAAGCUCGUGCUGGGACCAGACCACGCCGGAUAUUGCCACCUUGGGUCAAUUGCUGGAGAAGCUGUUCCUUGUCCUUCACAAAAAUAUAUCUCGCUCGGUGUCAUUACUGUGAUUAUGGUAGCUGUUCUUUGUCUUUUGGUCCUGGUUGCUAUGUUCGUGUGGCGUCACAGAGUUCGUGUUCGGACCGAGGAUCCUCUUCCGUUUUCUUUUGCCGUUUGUUCCGCCAGUCCUACAAAAAUGUCUCCACUCGCCAACAGAUCCUCUAAAGCCUCUCUUACCAGGGAUACUAUCUUGGACUUGGAAUCCGCCGAGGCAAUCCAGGGCGAUAAGGGGCACUCGAGGAGGAUCUACUUAUCGUGGUCCGAGAGACCUCGACUCGUAAAUUGA
Messenger RNA from Marasmius oreades (fairy-ring Marasmius), 477 nucleotides. RefSeq lists its product as uncharacterized. The transcript is spliced from 4 exons. The record is from RefSeq and is a predicted model, not a curated record. Bases 1 to 477 code for a protein of 158 amino acids. Lineage: Eukaryota; Fungi; Basidiomycota; Agaricomycetes; Agaricales; Marasmiaceae.